AUGGAAAUCCCUCCUAACCACCCAACCAACAUACCCUCCCCAACAACCUCCAUAUCCCCACCCGACACACCAACCCCUACCCCAUGGACCAUCCAUGAUCAACUUCCGUCCUCAGAGACUGUUACCCCCAAGGAAGCCAACACCCUCCCUGGCACGAAGUCAAAUCCAACUGCACAAAACCAGGAAAUGAGCGUUCCCCCUUACCCUGACCUCCCACAUGCAUCAACAGCGGAAGAAGAGAACAUCUUAGCGCACAUCGCUCUAGCGGAACAGAACAGACAUGACACCCCAAAUCAUAUCACCACCCUCCCUCAGUUCACCCCCACACCAAGCGGGGGUUUCCCCAAGAUAUACAUGUCACACUCGGCUCAAGUCUUCGACCACCUUGAGAAUAGGGUUUUACUUGCGUGGUUCCAAGUGAAACACCCGAAGUUUAUAGUCAGGGUCUUUGAUCACACCGGAAAAGACAUCUAUGAAAGAUCAGCAGUCAUAGCUGAACGCAUACGCACUAACAUAGCCGUAAUUGCAAACUUCGUACACCAAGGAGCACCCCCCAUUAGAGUCUCCCCCCACAACCGCUGUCCUGCAUGA
Messenger RNA from Suillus subalutaceus, 591 nucleotides. RefSeq lists its product as uncharacterized. Lineage: Eukaryota; Fungi; Basidiomycota; Agaricomycetes; Boletales; Suillaceae. Bases 1 to 591 code for a protein of 196 amino acids. The record is from RefSeq and is a predicted model, not a curated record. The transcript has 2 exons.